GAAGUACGAUUCUGAAAGAAAAGGAGAGAAAACUAAGGGUUUGAGGAUGAGAGGUAUUUCAUGUCACAACUACUCAGCAAAGAGAAAGUGAAUUAAGGUUGCAUGUAGUUUAGAAAAGGUGCUAAUUGACUUUCUCAAAUAGAAUCAGUUAUUUUGGAAGCAAAAUGAAGAGAAUGAAGAAGUUAUUCUUGGCAGUUGGCCUGCCAUUGACUCUAUGUUUCUUCUGCAAAACAGGAGCCAAUCAAUUGCAUUCUUGUGAAAGUAGAUCCCGAAGUAGAUGUGGUAGUUUCGAUGGAGGAAUGAGUUGCCAAUGUAAUGAUAAAUGUGUUAAAUUCAAUGACUGCUGUACCGACUUUUUACAAAAGUGCACCCGGAUUCAUUUUGCGGGGGCUGCAUCCCUUGAAGGUUUGGUCAUCGUUCAAGAGAAGACGAGAGAGGAGGACGUUGGUUAUAUCUGCCACGGUGGUAGAUGGUUAACAUGGGAGGCAUCCGCUGCAUGCGCUCAGCUCGGUUACUCGAACACUGGAUCCAGUUAUUCGACCGACACCUCGUUGAACGUCUCCAUCCCCAUCCUACACUCAUACGCAUCAUGCGGUUCAGGUGCAAGGAAUCUCAGCCAGUGCACAUUCACUACCAAUAUAACUACACAGGGUUUGUGUUCAACUGAUUCACAAGUUGACUGCUGUAAAGGUCUUCUUGGGCUCACCUGCAUCGACGACAGCGAUGCUGUUGAAAAGACGACUGUGGCCACUGCAAUCAGCACACCUAUCUUGUCGACUAAAACUCAUUCAUCAACUGUGUCGUCAUCUCAAUCAUCAAGCACAACAAUAACAAAACAUUCGAAUACUAAUGAGGACAAAAACGAUAUGUAUAUCUACAUCAUAAUCGGUGUAGCGGUCGUUCUUCUCUUUAUCAUAGUCGCCUUGAUUGUGAUGGUCAGAUUUCAGAGGAAAAACAGACAACAGUUACGCAAUCCGCCUGCUUUUGGCAGUCCCCUCGUUACUAUGGGCAACGUAACUUCCGACCAAUCAGAGGACACCACACCGACCCCGUUACUCGCACACGAGACGUUGUGUGUGAACGAAAACGUGUAUGCCUCGGAUCCAACAUUGCCUCCCAGUAUGCCCAGUAUGGCAAGCGAUGUGGAUGAACAUGAAUAUGCUUACAUGGACAUGCCUCCGAUUCGGAGUGGUACUUCCGAAGAUCCCAUGCAUACGUAUAUGGAUACCGAAGUCUCUCUGGUGACGUCACGUCCACUGACAUGUGAGCAAGAUGAUGACGGGUUGAUUGAUAAUGAACUGUAUCAGACAUCAAACUAACUUUAUUCAAUUUCAUUCAUUUCGCAGUUUUAACAAAAUGAAAAGAUUUAGUAGGCUUACAUCGUUGAAUAAAAAACACGUCUGGUUGGUCGUCAAGGCAGAGGGUUUUUAAAAGCUAGACUUUUCAACUGCAGUCCUUACACAAGUAUACAUACAUAAAUUAAAUGUGCAUGCUAAUGCUACGUCGAGAGAUAAAUGUGUUUUCCAUCUGAUUUGAACAGUGACUGCUACUACUGGCAAUUCAGUGGUGAGGCAGAAUGAUUUUGAACAAAUUAAUAGGGAUCUAUAUUGUAUAUAUUUUCCAUUCAUAAAAAACAUGCAAAAUACAUCAGAUAUAAUUACGAAAUAAAAUACAAAUAAAUACAUAUGCAUGGCUGGAUUGUCCACCCAGAAAGGUAAUUAUUACCACUCUGUUCUGCCUAGGGGUCCAGAAUAUAUUAAAUGAUACCUGUAUUUAUAAGAAAUAUUGGUAUGCAUUAUUCCUGAGUAAAUCUUGUGUUUGUAUUAGAAAUAUUGAGCUUGAAUUUCUUGUAAAUUUAGAGAUUAAUUAGAGUCUGUCCAAUGGCAUCCACGGAUUAACAUGUUGAUAUCAUGAUAUUGUUAUUGGAGAGAGGGGGGGGGGGGGGGGGUAGGUCGUAUUAUCACCUGCAGUAUUUUGCUAUUUUUAUUGUUGCCACCCAAUUUGGUCCCGAUUUUGAACUUUUUAAAUUUCCUUUCUCAGGCGAAAGUGAAAAUAUAUGGUCAAGUACUAUGAAUUAUAAAUACAAUAAAAAUGGUUAUUUAUGCUAGUGUAUAGCGUCUAUGCUUGUGUCCGAUAACGCCCCCACCUCAAAUUUAGGGGGACAUGUCCCCCCCCGCUUCCGCCGCCUAUGAUCGCACCACUUUUGCUUUUUCGCAGAAACCCCUUCUCCAACUUGUAAUUAGUCAUUGAAUACUUUGUUCUUUUUCUAAACAUGUUUACUUUUUUUUUUACUUCAUAUUGUAAUCUAAUUAUUAUUAGUUUGUCAUUUAUGUAUUAUCAUGGAUCAUAAUUAUAAUUAUAAUUAUUCUUUGUUUAUCAUGUAUUUUGUAAAUAAAAAACAAGAGUGGAAAAACAUUCAAAUCAAAUUUUGUUAUAAACUAAUUGUUUUUUGCGUUUUCCAACACAACAUAUUGAUAUGCAAAAUAUGAGUUGAUUGUGUCACACACGCACACACGAACACCCUCACACACACUGUUUCCUUUGCAUAUUAUUGUACAUGUUAGAAGAAAAUUGAAAUUUUUGCUUUAACCUAACUUUGGCCCCUAUUGUGAGCACAGUAUUUGUUUUGUUUUUUCUCUGAUUGUCCGAGACGAAAUGUGAAAUUAAUUACCCUAAGUUCUUUUAAAAAUAUUGUAUUAUGUUUAUGUAUAAUGAUGCUUUUGAACUCAAAUGUUUUUUUUUUCGCGUUUCACUUCUAAGACGAAAAAAAAAAUAUUACGCUUGUGCGUAAUGCUGCUUUUGAGUUCAUUGUUUUAUGUUUCCCUUCUCAAUCUAAAGUGAAUAUCUAUAGAACAUUGCUGUAUAAUCUUGCCCCCCCCCCCGUAAUUACGCCACUGGCUCACACAGAUGAACUUUUUUAUUUUAAUAAAAUUGUGAAAAUGAAUUACUU
Molecule: messenger RNA, 2950 nt
Organism: Lytechinus pictus (painted urchin)
Lineage: Eukaryota; Metazoa; Echinodermata; Echinoidea; Temnopleuroida; Toxopneustidae
Exons: 7
Coding region: 165-1319 (384 amino acids)
Cellular component (GO): membrane
Source: RefSeq, a predicted model, not a curated record